UCUCCACUGCCACCCUUUUCCGGGGUAGGGAAACUGGUGGCAGAGCCGAAGCGAGGUAGCCGUCCGGUUAGAGACUGCGGCGGCGUCUAAGACACAGCAACCUGGUGCCAGUGUAGCUGGCCAGCUUCUCCAUUCGGGCUGCAUCCAGAGUUGGGGAAAAAAACCCUAGAAUUCUAGUGACCCACGGGAGGGUGUGGACUCAGAUCGCGAACUAUGCGGCGCAGACCAAAAUAGCGGAGUCGGAGGGCCACCGGAAGCCCCACCCCUAGGAGGAGUCGCGAAGCCUCGCCUUGGAGGUAGGAACCAAAAGGGACGGCCCCUGGGGUGGAGCCCGCCGGCCAUGGCCGCGCCCCCGGAGGCUGGUCCCGCAGCCCUGCGCUUCGCAGCCGCAGCCAGCUGGCAAGUUGUGCGCGGACGGCGCGUGGAGCAUUUUCCGCGAGUAUUGGAGUUUCUGCGAUCCCUGCGCGCUGCUGCCCCUGGCUUGGUUCGCUACCGGCACCAUGAACGCCUGUGUAUGGGCCUAAAGGCCAAGCUGGUGGUGGAGCUGAUCCUGCAGGGCCGGCCUUGGGCCCAGGUUCUGAAUGCCCUGAAUCACCACUUCCCAGAGUCUGGACCUGUGGUGCGGGACCCCAAAGCCACAAAGCAGGAUCUGAGGAAAAUCUCAGAGGCCCAGGAAACCUUUUGCCAGCAGGUGAAGCAACUAGCAAAGGAUUCUGUUGAUUUGGCUUCGAACCUACAGGGACUUGAGCAAGAGUAUGGGGAAACUUUCCUGGCUGCCAUGGAAAAGCUGUUUUUUGAAUACUUGUGUCAGCUGGAAAAAGCACUGCCUACACUGCAGGCACAGCAGCUUCAGGAUGUGCUGAAUUGGAUGCAGCCUGGAGCUUCUGUCACUUCUUUUGUCCUGAGCCAGUAUGUUGUGGACAUGGGGUGGCCACCUCCAGAGUGCUCUGCUACUGACUCAGCGACCACCUCAGAGCCCAUGGGGCAGAGUCCUCCUCAGCAGCCAAGACCAGCACUCGACAACCCUCUGCCAAAAGCCCAGCCUGGCCCACACCUUCCACAGGGACCAAUCUCAAGGAAGCACCCAGAACCUCUGGCUGGCCACCACUUCAAUCUGGCCCCUCUAGGCCGGCGAAGAAUCCAGUCUCGGUGGGCAUCCACUAGCGGAGGCCAUAAGGAGCGCCCCACAGUUAUGCUGUUCCCCUUUAGGAAUCUGGGUUCACCAACACAAGUCAUAUCUAAGCCUGAAAACAGGGAAGAACAUGGGACACACAUGGCAGAUCCAGCAGGUGCAGUGGGCACCAGAGCGGCCUCUGCUGGCAAGUCUAGGAGUCCAUCCAAGACCCUGGGGGGAAGGGCUCUGAAGGAGAACCCAAUUGACCUGUCUGCCUCAGAGCAAAAGGAGAACUGCUUGGAUUGCCCCAUGGGCCCCCUGAGACUGUCAUUAUCACCUCCGAGGGCCAGGAAGCCAGCGUGUCCUCCGUCUCUGUGCAGCUCUGACAUUACCAUAGGGGACCUGGUUUUGGACUCGGAGGAGGAGGAGGAGGAAAAUGGCCCGAGAGAAGGAAAGCCUGAUCCUAGAUCCUCAGAGGUGACUCAUCCUCUUCAACAAGAUCCUCCUUCCAUGCCCUCCCAACGUCCUUACCAAAAGCCUUGGCCACAUCGCCGGGACAGCUGCAACCUCCAUCCUGCAAAGUAAGGAGAUCUGUGAAGAGAGAGCAUGAUUUCCCAAGCCUUCUAGGAGGUUCCCAAUGGCCCACCUCCAAGCUGACAGGAACCCAAGAGUCCUGAUCCACCUCUCCCAGAGCCUCCAGACCUGGCAGAAAACCCCACUGUUUGGCAGCCUCACACUCUACCCUGCCUGUGGGCCUUACCGAGAUGAUGUGGCCUUUGAGACCGUGCGCAGCAUCUGCACACUCCAUCACCGCACUCAGCUGUGGAUACCCCACUCCGGUUUUCUUCCGGGUGGUACAGACAGAGCCUGUGAAGAACGUGACAAGGAUGAGAGUCAGGUUCUCCAGGGGUGCUGGCCACUGAAUGGGUGGCUGGUGGCCCCCAGUGAACCGGCUUACCUGGUCCAAUUCCCACUUUGAUGAUGUCAGCCCCAGAGAGGAUCAGCUCUUCCACCAUCUCUCCUGUUACUACAUUCCCUGCCUGGGACAGAACCAUCCAGUCAGCAUUCUUGGGACCGGAAACAGAGGAAGCUGUGUGCUUCCAACAUUACUACAAAGAUGGGUGCCUGGGUUCCUUCUGUUGGGCCCUCUGAGGGCUUUGAAAUGAGCCUCUUCAAAGGAGCCCACUUCCCAAGCUGAGGUAAGGGGCCAGUGUCACUGUUGUACUAAGGUAAAGCUGAGGUCCAACUGGACCAAGCCCACAACUAAUUUACAGCAGAUUUCUCUCCCUCUCCAUGCCCACAGACCCAAACAUAUCUUGUGUUUUAGCUGUUAUGUUAUGAAACCUCUCUGGCUUCAGGAAAAAGGGGAAAACAUGGAAAUACAGGCUAAAUACCCAUCUACACAAUUGUAUUUGCUUUUGGUGGACAGGACAGAGAGACCACUCGAUGUUGUGAUGAAAAGGAGGCCUUGUCAUCACUCCCCUGAGCUUGUAAAAAAUAUAAAUAAAUAAAAAACACUCUCUCAUGCAACCUCUUUGGUAGGAUUGUAGUGCCUGCCCAUUUCUGUGGGCAGGUGUAUGUGUACCAGAAGUACGUACAAUGUGUAAGCAUUCCCUUGUGAUCUGGUGUGUGAUGUCGGGCACUGGAUUUGCAAAGACUGUGUUAUUGUCAAUUUCUUCUUUUAAGGUUGUUAGCAGUUGCCGUAUAUAUUGAGGUGAUCCUCUGCUGGGUGUAUAUAUAUUUACCACUGUUAUAUCUUCUUCCUGGAUUGAUCCUUUGAUCAUUAUGUAACGUCCUUCCUGCCUCUUAUUAAGGUCUGUUUUGUUUGAUACGAGUAUUGUUACUCCAGCUUUCUUUCGAUUCCCGUUUGCAUGGAAUAUUUUCUUUCAUCCUCUCACUUUCAGUUUGUGUGUUCCUAGAAGCGAAGUGGGUCUCUUGAAGACAGCAUAUAUAUGGGUCUUGGUUUUGUAUCCUUUCAGCCAGUCUAUGUCUUUUGGUUGGGCGUUUAGUCUAUUUACAUUUGAAGUAAUUAUUGCCAUUUUAUUAACUGUUUGGGAUUUUUGUUGCUCUUUUUUCUUCCCUUCUUCUCUUGUUCUCUCCUCUUGUGGUUUGAUGACUAUCUUUAGUGUUGUAUUUGAGUUGAUUUUUCUUAUGUGUGUGUGUGUCAAUUAUAGAUGUUUGGUUUGCAGUCACCCUGCAGUUUUGAUAUAGGAUUCUAUAUGUACAUACAUAUAUAUAUAUAUAUGAGACUAUUUUAAAUUGUUGGUCUCUUAGUUGCAAGUGUAUCUCCAUUUGGAUUUACAAAGACUGUAUCAAGGGUCAGAGAAAACUGCCCUGGCCAGUAAACAAACAUUUAAAGCAUGCAGCCAUGGAUGAUCACCCAGUGACAUGAUUAAGUGAACUAGGAAAAUCAUAACACAGCAGAGGAGAGAUGAACUGCUGCUCAGAUGAACUGUAACAAAAUGGAGUGGCAGGGAAGAGUGGAGGAAGGAGAGGAAUGGGCCAGCUUCAGGGCCACGGCGACGUACCAUGAUGGUGUGUUCGGGGAAGCGCUUCCGCACAUCCUUUACAAAUUCAACAAAGUGUUCAGAGUAGCCAUUGGCAACGUCCAGGCAUAUGUAUUUCACCUGGGGAAUAGCAUCGAGGAUCUGUUCCAGCUGCUCAAAAUCAGAAGAGCCUGUGCCCGAGCUGGCGGCCAGAUGCUGUGAGAGAAACAGGGCCAUUGGCAUGUCAGAAACCGCCUGGCUGAAUAGCAAACAGGGGUAGGGAGGUAAGGGUUGGUCCCCAGGAAGCCAAACAAGGAUUCCUAGAAGACUGGGAUAAGGAAGGUAUUUGGGAGGACCAGUGUUACCUCAAGACAGUCAGGGUUCUGGCUGGCAAACUCUUUCCACUGCUCGAGGCUGUAGUGUUUAUGGACAGCCGUGAAGAGGGAGAACUGGGGAGAAGCCAUCAUAAAGGAGAGAAUUCUGUUAAAAGAGUCUCUUUUUCUAAAAAUAGACCUUCAUACCAUCCUAUCUGAAGACAAAAGGACUGAAGUCUGUAAGGAGCAACUUGAAGAAGUCAGUGGUCGAGCUGUGAUUUCACUUCAGCCAUUAUUCUCCCCAUGAAUCCAGUAGGGCUUUUUGCCAUAAGCUAGUACUUGUCAUACACUCCCGCCAACGUACAAAGUUACCUGGUUUGGACUUCACCCACCAGCAUAUCCCGUGCUUCUGAUUUAACAGGUGACAAGGACAAGCUGUUGGUGCACUGGGACAAGCAGUAGACAAGAAAGAACCAUGAAGAGACUGGACUGAACCACUGCCCGCCUGCACUGACUCAGCCCUUCCUCCUAUGAUAACCUAUGACAGAACUAACCUCUUUUUUGGUCUCUUCUGGCCCAGCAGUAAUUCAAUGAGUCUAAAUGCUCACAGAAUCACAAAAGGUAAAGUCUAAAGGUUAACAGAGCCAGUAAGGUGCUACCCUUUCUCUAUCUUCUCUGGAGUAAGACAAAUUUUCUUGAGACAGGGACCAACUCGAAAAGUCUAUUUCAGUCAACCAAGUUUAAGGAUAUAAUGACUCAUCAGACUUGUAUUGCCUAGCUCAACAAAUUGCAGACAACAUCCCUGUACUUUGAGAAAGGCAUUCCAAGGCUACUGUGACUGCUAGCAUUUUUGCUUUAAAAAGUGCAGACAUGCAGGGAUUCCCCUGUGGGUUAAGGAUCCGGCUUUGCUACUGCUUGUGUCACUGCUACGGCACAGGUUCAGUCCCUGGCUUGGGAACUUCCAGGUGCUCUGAGUGCCCCCACCCCCACCCCAAUAAGUGCAGACAUGCAAAAAGACAAGAGACAGUUGACUGAGACAGCACAAAUCUUGCAACUGACAAGAAAUCCAAGGGAGUCACGCAUCAGCCAGCAGUAAGGAAGAGUAAAUGCUACUCUCAGAGGUCAUCAAAAACUACUGAGCUAAAGCUGGUACUGAAUUCUGCUUUCUCAGCAACACUCUGCCAUCAACAUGCCAAAAAGACAAAAAUCACUCUAGGAAGUCAGCAGACCUUAGAGAUAUACUGGCACAGGUGGCAUGAUGAGCAUACUCAAAGAUCUCAAAAGAUCUUUGCUUGCAACCAACUUUUUAAUUAUUACUGAGAGACUUGACUGUAUCUCUCAAAUCUGACUUCUUUAGCACUCAUUAGCAGUAAUGAAACAUAAAGCAUCAAGGCAAUCCUAGCAAGGAUUGGAGUUCCCACUGUGGCUCAGCGGUUAACAAAUCUGACUAGUGUCCUUGAGGACGCAGGUUCAAUCCCUGGCCUCACUCAGUGGGUUAAGGAUCCCACAUUGCUGUGGCUGUGGCGUAGGCCAGUGGCUACAGCUCAGAUUUGACGCCUAGCCUGGGAAACUCUAUAUGCCACGGGUGCAGCCAUAAAAUGACAAAAAACAGAACAUCUGUUAACCCUGAAGUCAGGAGUUCCUGCUGUGGCCCAGUGGGUUAAGAAUCUAACUGCAGUGCCUUGAGCCACUGUGGAGGCACAGGUUCAAUCCCCAGCUUGGCACAGUGAGUUAAAGGAUCCAGCGCUGCCGCAGCUGCAGCGUAGACCAAAGCAGCAGCUCAAAUUCAACCCCUGGCCCAGGAACAUCUAUAUGCCAUGGGUGCAGCCAUUAAAAAAAAAAAAACGAAACAAAACCAAAGAACAAAAACAACACUGAGGUCAGAUUCACUAUUCCUUACCUCUCUUGCACAGGCCAGGUGGACAGUGGGCAACAGCAGGAUUCCUAAGCACUUGAUGAAUGACAACAGUAAUACAGUAGUAAAACUGCAUAACCAUGAACCUCAGAGAAAGGACAGCAGACAUUCCAUAAAGACUUACAGCAAUUGAAAACAGAGAAAAGGAGAUGAAGUCUUUAAGGCUAAGAGAACCACAAGCAGCAGCAGAAUCCAUCCACCAGGGCUACAUUAACCAGAAGAAUCCAACGUUCUCAGGGCACCCAAAAUAGCUAUCUACCUUCUCAGCUACAAGUAUACAGGCAGGUAAUACUACUGACAGGAGCGGCAUCUUCCAUUUUGAAACUGAACAAUAACCUGUAUAUAAGAAAAACACAUUCUAUUUUGGGGCUCAUCUCAGAAACUCCCAGGAACCUAGGACUUAAAGAAGAGAAAGGUUUAAAAAAAAAAAAAAAAAUAGGCA
Sus scrofa (pig) is the source of this 6271-nucleotide messenger RNA. Lineage: Eukaryota; Metazoa; Chordata; Mammalia; Artiodactyla; Suidae. The record is from RefSeq and is a predicted model, not a curated record.